Raphanus sativus (radish) is the source of this 1040-nucleotide messenger RNA. Its product is annotated as COP9 signalosome complex subunit 7. Lineage: Eukaryota; Viridiplantae; Streptophyta; Magnoliopsida; Brassicales; Brassicaceae. The transcript is spliced from 9 exons. Bases 57 to 839 code for a protein of 260 amino acids. The record is from RefSeq and is a predicted model, not a curated record. Gene Ontology annotation, cellular component: COP9 signalosome.
UAUUGGGGGAUCUAAAUCGGAUCUGUUUUGGUGUGGAAAAACCCUAAAAAAGUGGAAUGGAUAUGGAGCAGAAGCAGUCGGAGAUAAUCGACCAGCUCGUUCGCCGAGCUUCUACCUGCAACGGCGAGGCCCUGUUGCCUAUCAUCAUCGAAGCAACAUCGCAUCCUUCUCUUUUCGCCUUCUCCGAGAUUUUGGCUCUUCCCAACGUUGCCCAGCUUGAAGGAAGCACACAUUCAGUGUACCUUGAUGUUCUGCGCUUAUUUGCUCAUGGCACCUGGGCUGACUACAAAUGCAAUGCUAGCCGUAUCCCUCAGUUGUCUCCUGACCAAACUCUGAAGCUAAAACAGCUCACUGUGCUUACCCUUGCCGAGUCAAACAAGGUUUUGCCUUAUGAUACGCUCAUGGACGAGUUGGAUGUCACCAAUGUUCGUGAGCUCGAGGACUUUCUUAUCAAUGAAUGCAUGUACGCGGGUAUAGUUAGAGGAAAACUUGAUCAGUUGAAAAGAUGCUUCGAGGUUCCAUUUGCAGCUGGUAGAGAUCUAAGGCCUGGACAACUAGGGAAUAUGUUACACACUUUGUCCAACUGGUUGAACACAUCAGAAAAUCUUCUCGGUUCCAUUCAAGACAAGAUAAAAUGGGCGGACAAUAUGAGCGAGAUAGACAAGAAACAUCGCAAGGAAGCAGAAGAGAGAGUGGAAGAAGUGAAGAAGUCUCUGUCCAUGAAGGGGGAUAUUGACAGCAGAGGGCAUAAAGAAAUGUUUGGGGAACCAAGUGGAGUGAUGGACUAUGAAGAAGAUAGAAUCCGACCAAAGAGGAGAAGGCAUCCGGUAACAAGGUAGAGAGAGAGAGAGGAGAGAGAGCGUGAAAAGGAUUUUAUUUGUAAUGGUGUUUGAUGGACUGGUUUCUUUUACGCUUGGUGGCGGUUUUUUGAUUGUGUAAUGAAGUAUCUCGUCUCUUGUCUCUUUCUCAAGGCAAGAACAAAUUUAGCGGUUAUUUGACUUUAAAAAAUGAUAUGAAUAGAUAAGCAAAAGUUGUUUGCA